Molecule: messenger RNA, 4444 nt
Organism: Pristis pectinata (smalltooth sawfish)
Lineage: Eukaryota; Metazoa; Chordata; Chondrichthyes; Rhinopristiformes; Pristidae
Gene: gpcpd1
Product: glycerophosphocholine phosphodiesterase 1
Exons: 22
Coding region: 457-2517 (686 amino acids)
Biological process (GO): glycerophospholipid catabolic process
Molecular function (GO): glycerophosphocholine phosphodiesterase activity; starch binding
Source: RefSeq, a predicted model, not a curated record
GUAACAUACAACACCGUCCUAGCCUUUGUUCUCUCUCCAGCCUCUUCCCUCUCUCUUCGCCGCACCCCCCCUCCCCCGCCAAAACAAACCCGGUUGGUGACUUAGUAUGCAGCUAAAAGAAAAUUACUGCCGGUUGCCACGUUGCACCCACGCUUCGAGGUUUUAGAGAAGCGCAUCCCCCCGCAUUCAACGUGUUGGAUUUUUAAAGUAGUUUGGAAAUGAGUUGUGUAGGCCUGAAGAUUUAAAUACUAUCAGUGGUGACAGCAAACCAGCAUGACACAGUGGAAAUCCAAUUUAAUGCAGUGGUGGUAUUUAACAGAAUUUUGACUCGUAAUUUCAGACAGACUGUGGUUACGUGGCAGUUUUGAAGUUUUAUUUUCUCAGCUGUAGUAAGCAAAAAGCUUGGAUCAUUGUUAGGUAACAUCAGCAAUUGAUAGUGCCUCAGCGUCAACAAGGAUGGUCACUUCAAGGGUUACUUUCAAAAUAAAGGGAAUUACAUAUCCAGGUGAAGUGUUUGCAGUAUGUGGGAAUUCAACUGCACUUGGCAGUUGGUCUUUUCAGAAAGCUGUGUUUCUUGAACCCAAUGCAAAUGAUAACAUUACAUGGACUGCAACAGUUGAUCUUCCAAGAGCCACUCUUUUCCAAUAUCGCUAUUUCAAAUGUUAUGCCAUUGAACCCAAGAACCCUGCUGAUCUUCGGCAAGUGCUAGUCAACAAGUGGGAGACUCAUCCUCAUCCACGAUCAUUUAAUCCGUCGGAAGUGGAGUGCAUUUUGGAUGAUGGAUACUUUGGGAUCCACAAUGGUAUUGAAAAAUUGGAUUCUGGGUGGUUAACAUGUCAAAGUGAAAUUCGCUUGAGGUUGCACUAUUCUGAAAAACCUCCAGUUUCUAUAUCCAAGAAGAAGUUCAAGAAAUCAAGAUUUAGGGUAAAGUUGACAUUGGAGGGAUUUGAAGAAGAGGAUGAAGAUGAUGACAAACUGGUGACUCCCUUGGCUGAGAAAAUUGCACCUACUUUAGAAAUCGCCUUAAUCAGUAACAAUGAAUACAAGUCACGUCACUCACAGCCAGAAUGUGGAUAUGCUUUGGAAACUGGCCAGUGGACAGAAUAUAGCAUUCAAACUAUGGAGCCAGAUAACUUGGAGCUGAUUUUUGACUUCUUUGAGGAAGAGUUGGGAGUAGCAGUGGUACAAGGUGAUGCACUUCCUGGUCAUGUAGGCUCAGCCUGUCUUCUCUCUUCAACAAUUGUGGAAAAGUCCAGUGGAGUUAUCACACUUCCCAUCAUGAGUAGAAAUUCAAGACAAACUAUUGGAAAAGUAAAAGUUGACUACAUCGUUAUUAAGCCCCUGGAAGGCUUUACUUGUGAUAUGUCUCCUUCAUUGUCCAAGUACUGGAAACCCAGAAUGGCUUUAGAUGUUGGGCACAGGGGUGCUGGAAAUUCAACAUCUGCAAACCUCGCAAAGGUCAGAGAAAACACAAUAGCUUCCUUUAAAAAUGCCGCUAGUCACGGUGCUGCCUUUGUAGAAUUUGAUGUACAUCUUUCAAAGGACCAUGUUCCAAUUGUAUACCAUGAUCUCACCUGUUGUAUAUCGAUGAAAAAGAAAAUGGACAAAGAAUCUUCAGAAUUAUUUGAAAUUCCAGUCAAGGAACUUACAUUUGAACAGUUACAACUAUUAAAACUGGCUCAUGUGGCUGCUUUGAAGGUGACUGGCGAUAAAGAAAAUUUGGAUGAUGAAAAUGAUGUUUCAGAAAACCAGCCAUUUCCUUCCUUGCAGCAGGUAUUAUUAUGUGUGCCUGAGAAUAUUGGAUUCAACAUUGAAAUUAAAUGGCCCUGUCAACAAAAAGAUGGUACUUGGGAGGGUAACUUGCCAACAUAUUUGGACAUGAAUAAAGCUAUUGAUGUAAUCCUAAAAUGUACUCUGGAAAAUGCAUCUAAUCGACAUAUAGUGUUCUCCUCAUUUGUUCCUGAUGUCUGUUCUAUGAUCAGGCAGAAGCAAAACAAGUAUCCAGUUCUUUUCUUGACCCAAGGCUAUACUGAUGCCUAUCCAGAGCUUAUGGAUCUCCGGUGCCGAACCACACCAAUUGCAAUGAGUUUUGCACAGUCAGAAAACCUUCUAGGAGUCAAUGUUCACACAGAAGACUUGCUGCGAAAUCCAGGGUAUAUUCAACAAGCUAAGUCAAAAGGUUUGGUCAUAUUUUGUUGGGGUGAUGAUACCAAUGAGUCAGAAAAUAGGAGAAUACUGAAACAGAAAGGAAUUGACGGCCUCAUCUAUGACAGGAUCUGUGACUUUCUGCUGGGGCAGACAAAUAUUUUCCAAGUUGAAGAAUUAGAUGAACUGAAGCAACAGUUACCAGAGGAAGCAUUUGUUGAUUGCUCUUGUCCUGAUAUCAACCACUUUACUUGCCAGUCAAUUCCAGGGCACGAUGACAAUGGAAGUGCAUAUUCAAGUGAAAUAAAAAGUGGCGAGCAGGAAAUGUACAGUACAGAAUCGGACUCUGGGCACAGCUGUAGUUCAUUUUGAUCCACCCUUCAAUGUUACUGAGGUUUUUAUCUUUGGAAUGACAUGAACAUUCUAGUUCCUUAAUUUUUCAUGUUGUCAAUUAGUUUAAAAGAAACAUUUGCUGCAUAUAUGUCUUUGGAGAGGUGGAAAGCCUUUUAUUUUGUAUAUAUUUUGUGCCAUUUUAAACUCUCAGAUGGGUGAGGGUCUUUGCAUUGUUUAAUUGUAUUGUUGUUUAUAUUUGUAAGUUUAUGUUGGUAUUCUGUUAAUUUUUAUUUGGGCAUGGAUUUCACAUUUGAGUAUAUGCACAUGCUGAUUCAUUUGAGGAAGAAAACUCUGUUUUCAUAGAAGGUAACUGAUGGGAAAGGAAGUGCCCAAAUUUACAAUCGAAGUCAAUUGUAACAAUAUCUGCCUCAUGUAGUAACACUUGCCAUAACAUUUUUAUAAAAUGGAUGGUAAUUGCAUUUGAUUCUUCUGAUAUGUUCUGAUCAAAAAUAUAUAAAGAAUUACUGUCUAGAUAUCAAAUGUUUGUUAUUUUUGCAUGUAGAUAGUGUACAAAACAGAUGUUUUAAUAGAUUAGAUGUCCUAAUUUCCAUUACUCAUAACAGAACUCAAUGUUAAAUUAUUUGCUUUCAAGUGACAAGUACUGACUGUUCUCACUGUAUAAUAAACUGGGUAUUGGUUUCAAUAAUUUAUCUCUAUGUACAAAUGAGGUUAAUGCAAUGGAAGAACAAAAUUAUGUAACUUAUUGGUAUACUAACUAUGUUAUUGAAGCAUUAUAAAAGGAUUUUUGUAGUUAAAACUUCAUAUGAAGGAAAUGCCAACUGUAAAGUUGAUUCUCUAAAUCUCAGCAAUUCAAAGUCUGUUGCAUAGACUUUAGCAGAUGGGUACAACUGCGGUCACUUUUUUCAAAAUUAUGGAUUUGACUACGGUUAGUAAAUUUGCUAUUUAAAAAUCAUGUUUUGGGGAUUAUUUUAAAAAGUGUGUGGCUUGUGUCCAUCUUAAAAAUGUAAUAACAUGGAAUUGGGGCUUUAGUUAAAAUUUGAAGUUCAGAUUUAAUAUCUCAAAUGAACUGAGAUUCAGUAUUGUACAAUUAUGUGGCCUGAUACAUGUUGACUUUUCUGGUCUCAGGUAUAUUAUUGUAGGACUCUUGUUGGGUUAAAAUUAGUAUUCUGCUGUUGAGUUAAAUUGGUAUUUGCAAUUUUGAAUUUUAAUUCAGAUGCAGUGGAAAUAAAGAUCGUGACUUCAUGUUGCAAUCUGAGUAAGGGCAAAAAACUGAGAACAAAACUUGAGCAACUUGAUAACCUCAUUUGUUUCCAAAAUUUGGUUUGUACUUCUAACUUCUUUUACCUCCUAUUGAUUAUUUUGACAUUAACUAUAAUUGGGUUUGUAUUCCAAUGAGGAUGUCUCUGCAAAUGCUUUUUCCUUGGCAGCUGUACCUCUUUUUGUGACCCUUCAACAAAGAGAGUUCACUCUUUACUUUUAGUACUUUUGCUGUAUUAUAGUAAUAUUAAUACAAGGAUGUAGCUGUUAUCAUUUUACAGUAAUUCUAAUAUCUUUGAAUUGAUCUGGCAUUGUAAUUCUGUCAAGAGUUUUGCAUCUCUACAAGUUAUCAGCUAGUCAGUAUUGCUGCUAUACUGCUUUAGAAGCUGCAUCUUGGUUUACUAUAAAUAGCAAUGUAAACUGAUUUAUAUUCAAUACGCAAGUCAAUAAUCUUUACAAUUCAAGAUAGCAUAGCUGAAAUUUGUAACUUGCAUGUGCAUUCUCUAUGAUAGAACUCUACAGUUAUUGCAGAAGUGAAUAAUAUUUGAUCUUAAAAAUUAUAAAAACUUGUUUCACCAAAUUUGUCUGUGGUCUGGUCAAUUUGGUGGACUGUGAGCUACUGCUGUUUUUCCAUUGUUUUAACAGUGUACAUGGAAAAUUAGUUUUGAGAUCUUGUGAAAGGAUUGAA